AUGCCGCAACCAUUAAGAAUGGUUUACGAUAUAAAACAAAAGGUAGCUAAAUGCUUCGAGGCGAAGGACGCGUUCUCCAGGUAUACGAGUGACGUUAUUGCGAGCGCGGCUUAUGGGGUGAAAUUCAAUUCGAUGAACGACAAAGAAAACGAAUUCUACUCUCACGGCAAGACAGCCCUCUCUUUUACAUUUUUGAGCACCAUCAAGUUCGAACUCUUGACAUUGUUCCCGAGACUCAUGCGCCUGCUCGGUGCCACGUUUUUCCCCCGCAGGACUGAUGAAUUUUUCAAAAACAUCAUCAAAGGAACGGUAAAGAUAAGAAAAGAACAAGGCAUCGUCAGACAGGACAUGAUCCACCUUUUGAUGCUAGCCAUGGAAAGGAGGGACGGGAUCGAGGUGACGCUCGACGACAUCGUAGGCCAAGCUUUCUUCUUCUUUCUGGCUGGCUUCGACACCUCCUCCAGCCUAAUGUGUUUUAUAGCUCAUGAGCUGGCAGCCAAUCUCCAUAUCCAGGAAAGACUGUACGAAGAAAUCGAAGAGCAAACGAGGGAGGACGGUGGAAAAGUCACCUACGACUCCUUGUCGAAAAUGAAAUAUCUGGACAUGGUAGCCAGCGAGACGCUGAGGAAGUAUCCGGUAGCUCCGUUCACCAAUAGAGUCUGCACUAAAGAUCACGUACUCCCACCGCCGAUGGAGGGAUACCCAGAGUGUAGCGUAGAGAGAGGGAUGGUGCUGUUGCUACCGAUUUUCGGACUGCAUCGAGAUCCGAAAUACUUUCCCAAGCCCGAUAAAUUCGAUCCCGAACGAUUCAGUGACGAGAAUAGGAGCAAGAUCGAGCCGUACACCUACAUGCCUUUUGGCAUUGGGCUAAGACAGUGUAUAGGCAACCGUUUCGCUUUGAUGGAAGCGAAAAUCGUGAUCAUUGAUUUAGUGAGAAAGUUCGUCAUCAAGUUCACCGAGAAGUCGCGGGACCCCAUUAUUUUUGGCUUGUCGAAUUUUAAUUUGACGGCCAAAGAUGGGUUUUGGCUCAAACUGGAGGAACGAAAGAAGACAAACUGAACGCGAAUAAUCUAUUUUACCCCUCUUUGUUUUACGAAAUUCACCUCUAAGUCUUAUGUGUCGUAAAACUAUACAUAAACAUUUAUCAGUCUUGUGGACAUUACUGCCGUUAUUGGUUUUUUACAUGAUGUUAAUUUACUUGAAUUGUAAAAUCUAAUACCAAGAUUUAAUAACAAAUACAAAGUUAUUGAGUCAUUUGUAUAUUUUUUCAAACAACAUUAAUGAAUAGUUUGAAAUACAGUCCUAAUGAAAAUGUCA
Copidosoma floridanum is the source of this 1317-nucleotide messenger RNA. RefSeq names its product cytochrome P450 9e2-like. The record is from RefSeq and is a predicted model, not a curated record. Gene Ontology annotation, molecular function: monooxygenase activity; heme binding; oxidoreductase activity, acting on paired donors, with incorporation or reduction of molecular oxygen. NCBI's taxonomy places the organism in Eukaryota, Metazoa, Arthropoda, Insecta, Hymenoptera, Encyrtidae.